Molecule: messenger RNA, 3218 nt
Organism: Triplophysa dalaica
Lineage: Eukaryota; Metazoa; Chordata; Actinopteri; Cypriniformes; Nemacheilidae
Gene: exoc3l4
Product: exocyst complex component 3-like 4
Exons: 14
Coding region: 254-2563 (769 amino acids)
Biological process (GO): exocytosis; exocyst localization
Cellular component (GO): exocyst
Molecular function (GO): SNARE binding
Source: RefSeq, a predicted model, not a curated record
GGUCGUUGGUUUGUUGGCAGUGCAUGCGAGCUGUUAAUAAUUGACAAUACAGCUAUUCAGUGACGUUCCAAGGUGACCUGUGUUGUAAGUCGUGGAUGUCUGAAUCUCACCGAAUAUUUCUUAUCGGUUUAACCAGUCGAUCUUGUACGUAAUGCGCGUGUCUUUCAUUGAUCUUGAACGCGGAAAGUGAAAGAUAUUUUCCAGUUCUCCUGUUGACGUUGAACAAACCCGGACAUCAGGCUUUAUCAGACUGAUGCAUGGCAAAAUGGCAGAAAGUGGACUAGAUGAAGCAGAUGGAGAUAAUGAGGUCAAUGACCCAUCGACAUUGGAUGCAGACGCACAUCAGACAAAGUUUUUGAAAAAUGGUGAAAAACAGACAGAAAGUCCAGUGAAGGAGAAGUUGAUAAAGUCAAUCAGAGCGAGUUUUAGAAUGGUCAACCCUUUGACCUCUAAAAACAAACGGCCAGAGGACACUAACGACGACUCAAGCCAAACCUUGGAUUCUCAGUUACGAUUGCCGAAAUCUCCAAGCUUGAGCACUGGAUCACAAUCUUCCCUUAGCAGAAUGUCAGAUUCUGCAGUGACAAUAACAGAUAAUCUGGUUAAGAGAGGGGGAAAGUUUAAGCAGAAUUUGGGUCUUGGCACCAAAAAAGCCAAACAGGAACAUCUGGAACCUGUCACAGAGGUUUUACCUGAAGAGUCCAGACCAGAGGUCAGAGAGAAGAUGAGGGACACGUAUAGUCUACCAGAGAUUCCAACUGUUCCUCUGUCAGUAAUGGAGAUCAACAAACUGAUCGAGACUGACGUUUUGGAGGAUGCUUAUGUGAACCUGCUCUCCCUGCGUUUGGAGCUUCAGAAAGAGCGUCAGGCUCUGGAUAAAGAAGAUUGUCCCAUUGAGCUCGCUCAUAAAGAGAAAGAUCUCCAACUGCUGUAUAAGACACUUAGAAACAAAAUGUCUGACAUCGUACGCAGCUCAAGCGUCCACAAUAAAGAGAUGUUGGUGUAUGUGGCCUACAUUAUUCUGGAGGAAGAGAAGAGACGAGAAGAACCAGGAGCCUUGCCAGGAUGGAGGGAGGCGUGGAGAGAUGCGUUACGAGAUGGAGUUAGAGAUACUUUGAAGAAAGUUCACCUGGACAGCCGUGAAAAGAACAUGUCAUGGUUGGCCGUGCAUCUGGGGCUUCUGGGUAAAGCGAUUGUGGAGGAUUUGACCAGAGUUAAGACAGAACUUCUGAACUCAUAUCCACCGGACUUUAAUGUGUUUGAAACAUACAUCUCCUGCCAUCAUGAUGUCGUGGAGGAGCAUUUGAAGGGUCUUCUGAAAGAAGUGACUGAGCUGAAGGAUUAUUACGCUCUUCUGGAUUUUAUCAUUCAUCGCUACCCCAGUGAGAAGAUAAUGGGCAGCAAUGACUUGCAACCGGAGAUGAAUGUGGAAUGGAAAACUCUGCCACUAAACAAAGAUUUUCUUAAUCAGAUCAAAACCAAAUACUGCAGUCGCUUACAGAUUGACAUGAGAGCAUCACUUGACAGAAUUAUUGAGCUGGAGAACGAGGAGAUGUGGGAAAACAGGAGUAAACCCACAAUUGAUGAAGGACUCUACAGCUCACACAUAGACAUGGAUAUCUGGACGAAUAUUAAAGGGCAUGUACAAGGAUCCAGUAGGAUCGAUGUGAACCUUGAGGAGAAGGUUGUCCGUUCCUGCUUGGAGGAACUGAAGCUAUUUCCAAAACGAUUUGAGUCAGCGUUUGUUGAGUGGAACAGUGAUGUCUCUAACUCAUCUCUCUGGACAGCAUAUCACAUCAGUUAUAUCAACAGCUUUAGUGCUUUAAAAGAGCACAUGGAAGGCUAUAAAGAUAGUUGCCUGAUUCUAUUGGAGCAGGUUAAUAAAGAGAUCGAUGGACUGACCAGCAGACUCCGUCACACUCUGAUGGAGAACUUCAAAACAGAUGUCAAGCCCUUCCUCAGGAGACAAAUGACAAGAAAAUGGUUUUCAUUUGAAGACGAUUUUUCUCAGCUCAUCAGUAGAACCAAAAGUCUUUCUGAACAGACCAAAUACAUGAGCCCAAAACAUAAACAGGCUUUCGUGAAUGAAGCUCACUUUUUUGUGGUGAAAGAAUACAUAUCUCAACUCAUGAAGAAUAACUACUCAUGCAAAAACCAGAAGAAUGAAUCAGCCGCUUCUAAGAUCACCAGUCAGUGGGCCGAACUUAAAGAGAUUUUUCAAGAUAUGAAUUCCACGUUAGAUUACCUCCAUCCAGUUGGGAACCAUCUAAGCAAGAUUGUUGGAUGUAAAAAAAGUGAAAUAAAAAAUAACCUACAGCCAUUGGUUGAGAACUAUCCUGAUAUCAGAAAGAGUCAUAUGUCAGCUGUGCUGUACUUUCGAGGGGUCAUCAGAGGUCGAGAUAAGCAUAUUGUACUGGAGCGACUGAUGGAGUUGAAAAGUAGCAUUACGAAUAAAAGGACUGAAGAGCAGGUCCUCUUUACAGAGAUUCAAGCAGCUGUGAACACAGACUGCUUUGCUGGUUCACCAUUCACAUGUCUUUCUUUCAUGGUCCCGGACAGUUAAUCCACAGAAAAGCACAUGGCAGUACCCAUAUAUCUAAUGAUAUAAGCAGUAAGAUAUAUUGUUUAAAGAUCUCUGUCAAACCUCUCUAAAAUAUGCAAUGUUUGUGGUAUAUUAUUAUGUGUAUUUUACCUGUUGUGGAUCAUAUUUUAAUACAGUAAGAUCAGAACAUUCGUCUUGUUAUGUCUAUUUAAAUAUUACAACGUGAACUAGUUAUAGUGUUAAUAAUAUCAGUGAUAAUAAAUAAUCGUAAUAAUAAAUUCAUACAUUUUAACUUAAAUACAAGCUGUGAAACACGUUCUCAAAACAUGUUGCAGGGUAUACUUGUAGGGAUAUUUUUAUUUAUAAGUUCGUAAUGCAAAAUAUAAAAAACCAUGCUCAUAAUUUGUAAAUAAUAUAUUUAUGGUAGCCAGUGUGAUUUUAAUGAGUGAAUGUAGAAGCCUCUCACCUAUUAUAUCAUCAGAUAAUUUAUAGUUAACAGUGAUGUUCAGUUUAAUACCAACAUGCAUGACAUACCUGUUUCAGACAAAUAUUCAACAUAACCUGUAUAAAUGCUGUUUUUAAAUAUUUGUGAGCAUUUUGUAAUUACUGCAAAGGUAAAAAAUUUAUAUUUUGCUAUGUGACAGUUGUGUGAAUAUACAUUUAAUCUUCCUUAUUA